Molecule: messenger RNA, 4006 nt
Organism: Sarcophilus harrisii (Tasmanian devil)
Lineage: Eukaryota; Metazoa; Chordata; Mammalia; Dasyuromorphia; Dasyuridae
Gene: IPO9
Product: importin 9
Exons: 24
Coding region: 16-3261 (1081 amino acids)
Biological process (GO): protein import into nucleus
Cellular component (GO): nuclear envelope; cytosol
Molecular function (GO): small GTPase binding
Source: RefSeq, a predicted model, not a curated record
UGGGAGGCGACGCGCAUGUGCGGCUUCGCGGAUUGGCCGCGCGCGGGAGCCGUCGUGCCGGUGGCGGGUCCCGGCGGCGGGAGGAGCGGCCGCGGAGCUGGCUGGCUGGCUGGCAGGCAGGCCGCGGGCGGGAGGGCGGACGGAAAGAUGGCGGCGGCGACGGGCGCGGGCUCCGGGCUGCCGGGGCCAGUGGCGCAGGGCUUGAAGGAGGCGCUGGUGGAAACGCUGACGGGGAUCCUGUCGCCGGUGCAGGAGGUGCGGGCGGCCGCCGAGGAGCAGAUUAAGGUGCUGGAGGUGACGGAGGAAUUUGGAGUUCACUUAGCAGAGCUGACUGUGGAUCCACAGGGAGCGUUAGCCAUUCGUCAGUUGGCAUCAGUCAUCUUAAAACAGUAUGUGGAAACCCACUGGUGUGCCCAGUCAGAGAAGUUCAGGCCUCCUGAAACCACAGAAAGGGCAAAAAUUGUUAUCCGGGAGCUGCUGCCCAAUGGGCUGAGGGAAUCAAUUAGCAAGGUCCGUUCCAGUGUGGCCUAUGCAGUAUCAGCCAUUGCGCAUUGGGACUGGCCAGAGGCCUGGCCCCAACUCUUUAACCUGCUGAUGGAGAUGUUGAUGAGCGGAGAUCUGAAUGCUGUUCAUGGAGCCAUGCGAGUGCUGACAGAAUUCACUCGGGAAGUAACAGAUACACAAAUGCCACUUGUUGCUCCUGUUAUUCUCCCAGAGAUGUAUAAGAUCUUCACCAUGGCAGAGGUUUAUGGUAUUCGAACCCGUUCCCGUGCUGUGGAGAUAUUUACCACUUGUGCUCAUAUGAUCUGUAACAUGGAAGAGCUGGAAAAGGGUGCAGCCAAAGUGCUGAUCUUCCCUGUGGUUCAGCAGUUUACUGAAGCCUUUGUUCAGGCUCUCCAGAUGCCAGAUGGUCCCACAUCUGACAGCGGGUUUAAGAUGGAAGUCCUAAAGGCAGUAACAGCCCUAGUGAAAAACUUCCCCAAACACAUGGUUUCCUCCAUGCAGCAGAUCCUACCAAUUGUAUGGAAUACCUUGACUGAAAGCGCAGCUUUUUAUGUGAGGACAGAAGUGAAUUAUACUGAGGAAGUAGAAGAUCCUGUGGAUUCUGAUGGUGAAGUGCUGGGAUUUGAAAAUCUUGUCUUCAGCAUUUUUGAAUUUGUACAUGCUCUACUAGAAAACAGCAAAUUCAAAAGCACUGUGAAGAAGGCAUUGCCUGAGCUGAUUUAUUACAUUAUUUUAUAUAUGCAGAUAACUGAGGAACAGAUUAAAGUGUGGACAGCCAACCCCCAGCAGUUUGUUGAAGAUGAAGACGAUGAUACUUUUUCCUAUACUGUCAGGAUUGCAGCUCAAGACCUGUUGCUGGCUGUGGCCAGUGAUUUCCAGAAUGAAAGUGCAACAGCCCUUGCUGCUGCCGCCACUCGGCAUUUACAAGAAGCUGAGCAAACCCAAACUAGUGGCACUGAGCACUGGUGGAAGAUCCAUGAAGCUUGUAUGCUGGCUCUGGGCUCUGUGAAAUCUAUCAUUACUGACAAUGUGAAAAAUGGGAGGAUCCAUUUUGAUAUGCACGGUUUCCUAACCAGUGUUGUCCUUGCAGACCUCAAUCUCUCAGUCUCUCCUUUUCUGUUGGGCCGGGCUCUCUGGGCUGCAAGCCGGUUCACUGUUGCCAUGUCCCCUGAGCUGAUCCAACAGUUCCUACAGGCAACCGUGAGUGGUCUGCAUGAGACCCAGCCCCCAUCAGUGCGUAUCUCUGCCGUCAGAGCCAUCUGGGGUUAUUGUGACCAGCUGAAGGUCUCAGAGAGCACCCACGUGUUGCGGCCCUUCCUUCCCAGUGUCCUGGAUGGCCUGAUUCACCUGGCAGCUCAGUUCAGCUCAGAAGUCCUCAAUUUGGUGAUGGAAACACUGUGCAUCGUAUGCACCGUAGACCCAGAAUUCACAGCCAGCGUGGAAAAUAAAAUCUGCCCAUUCACCAUUGCCAUUUUCCUAAAAUACAGCAAUGACCCCGUUGUUGCCUCGUUGGCUCAGGAUAUCUUCAAGGAACUGGCCCAGAUAGAGGCUUGUCAGGGCCCUAUGCAGAUGAGAUUGAUCCCGACUCUGGUCAGCAUUAUGCAGGCCCCUGCUGACAAGAUCCCUGCCGGAUUAUGUGCGACGGCCAUUGAUAUUCUGACCACUGUGGUCCGAAACACCAAGCCUCCUCUCUCCCAGCUACUCGUUUGCCAGGCAUUUCCUGCCGUCGCACAGUGCACUCUAAACACAGACGAUAAUGCGACCAUGCAGAAUGGUGGGGAGUGCCUUCGGGCCUAUGUGUCGGUGGCCUUGGAGCAGAUCGCCCAGUGGCAUGAUGAGCAGGGCCACAAUGGGCUGUGGUAUGUCAUGCAAGUGGUGAGCCAGCUCCUCGACCCCCGCACCUCUGAGUUCACUGCUGCCUUUGUGGGCCGCCUAGUCUCUACCCUCAUUUCCAAAGCAGGGAGGGAGCUGGGUGAGAAUCUGGACCAGAUCCUUCGGGCCAUCCUCAGCAAGAUGCAGCAAGCAGAAACCCUCAGUGUCAUGCAGUCUCUCAUCAUGGUCUUUGCUCACCUGGUACACACUCAGCUGGAGCCCCUCUUAGAAUUUCUGUGCAGUCUCCCAGGACCAACUGGCAAACCUGCCCUGGAGUUUGUUAUGGCUGAGUGGACAAGCCGGCAGCAUCUGUUCUAUGGACAGUAUGAAGGCAAAGUCAGCUCCGUGGCCCUAUGCAAGCUGCUCCAGCAUGGCAUCAAUACAGAUGACAAGCGACUCCAGGACAUCAGGGUAAAAGGGGAAGAGAUCUUCAACAUGGAUGAAGGCAUCCGCACUCGUUCCAAAGCAGCCAAAAACCCUGAACGCUGGACAAACAUUCCUUUGCUAGUCAAGAUCUUAAAACUGAUCAUCAAUGAGCUCUCCAAUGUCAUGGAAGCAAAUGCCUCUCGCCAAACACCUGCAGAGUGGAGUCAAGAUGACUCUAAUGAUAUGUGGGAAGACCAGGAAGAAGAGGAGGAGGAAGAUGAAGGCUUAGCUGGGCAACUCCUUUCUGACAUUCUUGCCACAAAUAAAUAUGAUGAGGAUUACUAUGAAGAUGAUGAAGAGGAUGAUCCAGAUGCCCUGAAGGACCCCCUCUAUCAGGUUGAUCUACAGGCCUACCUGACUGACUUCCUGUGCCAGUUUGCCCAGCAGCCAUGUUAUGUGAUGUUCUCAGGCCACCUUAAUGACAAUGAAAGGAGGGUGCUCCAGGCCAUUGGUAUCUAAGCUCCUGCCAGCCCAGCCACACACUCUUCUGUAGCUUUCACUGAUGUCGAGAUGUACCUUUCUCCUAUUCUGGAGCUUUCUCCCAGCCUCUGGCCCCUCCUGGGCAACACAUACUGACUGAAGCACAGACUGGGCUCACCAAAGCUGUCAUAAGAGGGAUGCUGAACUGAGGGACUUUGGGCAUUCCCUCCUGAGGACAUUCUAGCACAAGAAACCAUCCAACCCUUGACUCUGCCCCUGGCCACACAUAGGACUAUUUCUACAGCCCUUUGCCGGACAGACUUGAAACAUCAUUGGCCAGAAGAUUUGGGGCUUUCUGUGUUGAUGGAUUCUUUUUCUCUUUCUCUGGAGAAUCAAAAGACAUGGUCAUUCAUGUCCCACAAACUGACUUUCUUACUACCCUGACUUUUAUAGGACAACAGGCAUGUUCGGCUAGGAAUUCCACUUUUGUCACCAGCCCCAUACCACUGACUCAACUAGGUUCUGGUUGGAGAUGAAGAGCAAGUGGAUUCCUGGGUAUCUCCAGUGACCCUUUCUCCUCUUCCUUUUACUCCCAACCUCCAAGUCUUUCCACUAAAACUCAUCAGUUGGUAAAAACUAUCACCACAUUUUUUGCUAUACUGCAUGAAGAAACAACACCCUCAAACUGCCUUUCUUAUACAUAACGCACACAGUGAACCUGAAAGAAGGCAGUUUAGGUUUAAUUUUUAAGAAAAAUACAAAAGGAUUCUUUUUUAUGACCUAC